UACGAUGCGAUUCAUGGCGGUGCGUGUACUGUGCCGCUGACAAUGAGCCGCGGCGGUGACUGUGAUAAGUGAUCCGUAUAAACCCAUCCUGAUCGCUGAACGCGAGCAGUGGCAGUGGAGAAAGAUCGCACGUCGGCCGCUAUUAGAGCACACCUCUUGAUGACUCGCGCUUUACGUGGGCCGCAGGCAAGCCGGAGCUCGCAAUUAUGUUCGAUAUACCGCAGAAGUUCUACGAGCUGUGUCGCCUUUGUUUAUCCCUCGACGACGGUGUCAAGUAUUCCAUAUUCGAGGAGGGGGGCGCCCAGCAGAAUUUCGCCGAGAAGAUAUCGGCGUACCUGUCAAUCACGGUAAAAGACGAUGAUUCCCUACCGCCGGUUAUCUGCCAGCAGUGUGCAUGCAAGCUGAGCAUGCUGGACAACUUUCGCGAACUGUCGCAAAAGUCUGAUGUCAUACUCAAACAGUACCUGGAUUGUACCAAGCAACUGUCGUCCCAUGACGAGCAGAAAGAGUCUUUCUCCACUGCCAAAGUAGCGGGCGAGAGCCCUCUGCAAUCGUUCCUCGAAUUGAGCAGGAUGUUGUUCAAGGAGGAGCCUAACUCCGAGCCGGCCAGCAUUAAUCAAAACGUAAUACCUCAAACACAAACGCAUCAUCUGGAGUUGCAAAGCAGCAAUAUGCGAGAACACGAUAAUAUUAAGUGCGAGCCAGACGAUGACAGCAGUUCCAACAGCUCCGAUCCUGAGCGACUGGAGAUUGAAGAUCGCGACGAGCAGGAGAUGGAAGGCGAGGAGAACGGUUACGACAUGACCGUCAGCAAGAGGAUUCGGGUCGACAGCAACUACGACGGCUCCGAGUCCAACACGGCGAAUUGCAGUCCGGUUAAUAGAAUGGACACGCCGGAGAGCAAUUGCUCCGACACCAACAUCGAUCAGGAAACGACGAAGCUGUGGCAGGCUCUAGCCAACAAUAGAAGCUUGGAAAUUACGCGAACAAAUGGUGAUAAAUUGAACAAUGGAUUCACCGGCGAAGCGACUAAUCUGCUGCGCUCUUUGAUCAACAACAGGCAGAUCGGUAUUACUGCCAUUGAUUCGGACAAGAUGUCUCCGCAAAUCAGAUUCUACAGGGACACCCAGGGGACAGCUACCGAGCGUGCGUUGACCGAUUUCCCUGUGCUCGGUAAUCGUACCAAUAUAGGAAGCUUAGAAAAUAAGUCUGUACAGAGUGCUUUGAUAGACAGUAAUCCGUCUAGCCCUGCCAGUAUUGGUCGCAAGGAGAUGGCGACGACGACGAAGGGUCGCAGAAAACAGAGUUAUCCCAGUAAAGCACCAGCAAGUCCGGACAUUGUCGCCAGUUACCAACAUGAACAUAAUGAAGAGCAAGCACAUGAUUUUACCACAUGGUCGAGCAAGAUAAAGAAUAAGAUGGAGCAAGAUCAGAAGCAACAGUUCGAUCAGCAAAGCGGUAACGUGGCGAAGAAGGUUGAUAUGUCUUGUACAAAUUGCGGCACCAUGACAACAACCAUCUGGAGAAGAAAUAUGAAGGGCGAGAUGGUGUGCAACGCCUGUGGGUUGUAUUACAAGUUGCACGGUGUUAAUCGCCCGGUUACUAUGCGAAGGGACACUAUACAUACGCGUAGACGCAGACCCAAGGGCGAGAAACCAACAAGGCAUAGAAAAAAAGGAGAUGCAGUCUUAGCAUCUCAGUCGACAAGAGAACAAAUGGAUGCCGAGAGUACGGACAUGUUGAACGCUCUUCGACAGCAAAUUCAUCCUCAGCUGAUGAUGCAUGCAGCGCUGACAACGCCUACGCGCAUACCCGGUGGCCAUCCGCCUCCGCCAGUUGGUUACUCAAUACCUUUAUCUAAUUACAUGAUUCAUCAACACAUGAAAACCGAAGAGCGUAUGCAACGACAUUUGUCAGUGGAUGAGGAAGCAGACGAAGGCGAUGAGGAGAACGUUUCUGAUGUUCCCCUCAAUUUGGUGGCAACUUCCCUUUCAGAGGACACGCAUUAAGAAAAAAAUCUGAUUCGGCACUUAGGUAUGCUUUCUCGACGGCGUUUAGUCCAUUAACCCUGGAUGGAUCUUUAAUGUCCCUCUUGGCAGAUUCUCAGCGUUUUCUCCUUCUCCCCCGAGAAAUCAUUCGUACCGGGGACUGUGACGACGUUUCGUGGAGAGCCAUCGGGCUCGCACCGCGGCGUAAUACGCACGAUAAAAUGAGAUGAUAUUAAUUACUCAGUAUUAAUUAUUCAAGAUGUACAUAUAUAUAUAUACACAUACAUGCGGAAUACACAUACACGUAUA
Molecule: messenger RNA, 2297 nt
Organism: Vollenhovia emeryi
Lineage: Eukaryota; Metazoa; Arthropoda; Insecta; Hymenoptera; Formicidae
Product: nitrogen regulatory protein GLN3
Exons: 8
Coding region: 207-2009 (600 amino acids)
Biological process (GO): cell fate commitment; positive regulation of transcription by RNA polymerase II; negative regulation of transcription by RNA polymerase II
Cellular component (GO): nucleus
Molecular function (GO): DNA-binding transcription factor activity, RNA polymerase II-specific; zinc ion binding; RNA polymerase II cis-regulatory region sequence-specific DNA binding
Source: RefSeq, a predicted model, not a curated record